AUGUUGUACUCUAAGGAACUUGUAGCGCCGCGACCCAAAUCAAAGACGGGUCUGCUCCACUUUAUAGCUAAUCCGCUGCGGAAUAAAUAUGAGAGCAUGUUGCGUCGCGCCUUUGCCCACUCGACAAUUCACGGCAUGCAGAAUGCCUUUAUGGAGCAGCAUCGUAGUGUGCGCUACUUUUGGUUUAUAAUCGUGCUGUUGGGUACGAUAAGCUUCCUGAGCAUGUUCUCCAUAUUGCAGCACCAACACAAUGAGCAGCAGCUGGUUAGUGUAGUGGCAACGACACAGUUACCGGUAUAUAAUGUAGAGUUCCCGGCUGUUGCUAUUUGUCCCUGGAAUCAUGUUAACUGGUUGCGCGCCUCAACGGCUGCGGACCGUUUUCUGCCCAGAAAUGCUGAUCCAUAUGUGCGCGAGUCCUUUCAGCAGCUGCUCAUUGGCAUGGAGCAGCUGACCUUUGGAAAGUUUCAGACACUUGGCGCGCUAGCUGAGCGAAACCUGUCUUCGCUCGUCCAACUGAGCCUUUCCAAGCUAGCCAGCUAUUUGGCAUACCGCUGCGACGAGCUCUUUGUGCCGGAUUCGUGUGUCUUCGAUGAAACCCACUACGACUGCUGCCAGCUGUUUGUGCAGGAGCGCACUGAGAAGGGUUUGUGCUUGGUAUUCAACUCCCUGAUUUCGGAAGACUCACGCAAAAAGAAGCUUAUCAAUGAGUUUUAUCCCUACAAACUUAGCACUGCCGGUGAAGGCUCUGGAUUACAGUUCAUGCUGCGCAUGAACGACUCCUAUUUGCGGGCGGGCACUCAGGUGCCCUUUUCUAUGAAUCUAAUGAUCAAGGAGCCCAGGCAGUGGUCACACAGCAUGGUCUACCCUCUUUAUUCAAACACCGAAAACUUUUUGUCCUUAGAUCCGGUGGUCAUACAAACGUCCACAAACACUUACGAAAUGGAUCCCGCCAAGCGGCGCUGCUAUUUUGAUAACGAGCGUCAUCCCUACUUUCCGUAUACGAGUCUGCCCUACAGCCGUGCCAACUGCGUUGCCACCUGCCUACAGUGGUCCGUGCACCACCAUUGCAAAUGCACCUUGCCUAUACACCUUCCCUCCAUUGAUGAUACUCGCGAAUGCAACGUGCUGGACUUUCCAUGCCUUAGUCGUCACACCGACGUCUUUGGGUAUGUGAAGACACGUGGCCAGGAAAAGUAUAUUAAUGAUUCCCGCCGUGGUCAGUUUUGCACGUGCCCAGAUAGCUGCAACACACAGGUGUACCAAAUAUAUCUGAAUGUGCGCCAAUUGAUUAACUCCAAUACAACAAAUGACACACUGCCACCAAGACGCAUCAGAGCAGAUAUACAUUACACCCAGCGUGUGUUAAUGAAGAUAGAAACUAAAUUGAAGUACACCUUCCAUGAUUGGGUCGCUGGCUUUGGUGGCAUUCUGGGUCUUUAUGUGGGCGCCUCGGCACUGAGCUUUGCCGAGCUGGGCUACGCAGUUGGCCAAAUUCUGUGGUCGCUGCUUAAGGAUCUAUACGUUAAAUUAAAAUCAAAGUUAUAA
Messenger RNA from Drosophila montana, 1545 nucleotides. It is a transcript of the gene ppk19, whose product is annotated as pickpocket 19. Bases 1 to 1545 code for a protein of 514 amino acids. The transcript is spliced from 5 exons. NCBI's taxonomy places the organism in Eukaryota, Metazoa, Arthropoda, Insecta, Diptera, Drosophilidae. Gene Ontology annotation, biological process: sodium ion transmembrane transport. Gene Ontology annotation, cellular component: plasma membrane. The record is from RefSeq and is a predicted model, not a curated record. Gene Ontology annotation, molecular function: ligand-gated sodium channel activity.